GAGCCUCUACAGCUGGGAGGCACUGAAGGGGGGGAGCUGGAGAGCUGGAUCCAGUGGACCCACCAUUUCUUCAGCAAGAUCUUCGUCCCUGCCUACGAACACAUGCUGCUCCUGAGGAAGGAGGUGGAGGAGGAGAGGCUCAGGGAGGCAGCGAAGGCACGGAUCGCCCUCGCAAAAGCCAGAGAGGCAGCCAGAGAGGCAGCCAGAGAGGCAGCCAGGGUAAGGGAGCUCUGGGAGUUGGAGGAGAGACGCAGGGAGGAAGAGGAGGAGGAGGAGGCGGAGAGAGCGGAGGGCUUGGAGGAAGACAACCUCACCCCCCCAGCGCUCACCACCCCUGUGGCCUCUGCCACCUCCAUAGGCCAAUCGAAACAGUCCCUGAGCAGCGGGGCCCGCAAGAAGAAGAAAUAAGAUUACAUCACCACUGCAAAACAAAGUGUUUAUUUAACAAAGUGUUUAUUGAACAAAAAGCGUAUAUAUAAAAAGAAACGUUUCUUUC
This is a messenger RNA of Clupea harengus (Atlantic herring), 496 nucleotides long. It is a transcript of the gene rsph10b, whose product is annotated as translation initiation factor IF-2. The record is from RefSeq and is a predicted model, not a curated record. Lineage: Eukaryota; Metazoa; Chordata; Actinopteri; Clupeiformes; Clupeidae. Bases 103 to 408 code for a protein of 101 amino acids. The transcript has 2 exons.